Prosopis cineraria is the source of this 1476-nucleotide messenger RNA. Its product is annotated as AUGMIN subunit 8-like. Gene Ontology annotation, cellular component: nuclear microtubule; centrosome; cytoplasm. The record is from RefSeq and is a predicted model, not a curated record. Lineage: Eukaryota; Viridiplantae; Streptophyta; Magnoliopsida; Fabales; Fabaceae. Gene Ontology annotation, molecular function: microtubule binding. Gene Ontology annotation, biological process: centrosome cycle; spindle assembly.
GCGAUGCUCAUCUCCGACCCCACUAGAACAAUCCCCACUUCCUCCAACUUGUUACCCAAGAGAGCUCAAUCGGUGGAAAGGAACCGGCCUUCAGCUCCUUCCUCACCAAGACCUUCUACACCGGUCCGUGAUUCAUCUGUGGAUGUGCACUUACCAUCCAGAAGGAUAACAGGAGGUCGUUUGCAGGAGAGUUUAUGGCCUUCAACAAUGCGAAGCUUAAGCGUUUCUUUCCAAUCAGAUGGCAUUUCUGCACCCGUUAGCAAGAAAGAGAAGCCAAAUACUAGCACUUUUGAUCGCACGCUGCGGCCGACUUCAAAUGUGGCUCACAAGCCAGCUGAACCUCCAACUGCACGUAAGCCAACGCCAGAGAGAAUCCGUAGUCCUCUGAAAGGGAAGAAUACAGCCGAUCACUCAGAGAAUUCAAAACCAGUUGAUGGCUUGCAUUCUCGUUUGAUUGAUCAGCAUCGGUGGCCAAGUAGUAUAGGUGGGAAGGUGUCUUCUAACACAACAAAUCGGAGUGUCGAUCUUGCUGAUAAGUCAAUCAGAACUUUGAAUUCUUCGGUUCCUAGAACUGCUAUGUCUUCACUGAGAAGGUUGUCUUCAUUGGACGAAGCAAGUAAACCCGUGCAAAAGUCCACAAGUGAUAUUGCAAGUAAUGUAUCAAUGGUUGAAAGUGGUAGUAGAACAGGAAACGAGGUAAAACCAGUUAAUGAUAAUUUGCCACUGGUAUUAAGACCUCUGAAAUUUGUUUCUGCCAGUCAAUCUGAUAAAAUAGCACCAACAACUCCCUCUGCAAGAUCUCAGUCCUUGCCAACUCCAAGAUCACGCCUGUCCUCCCCUAGUAAAACCUCACUUCUAUCUUCACCUUCACCCAGUGCAAGAGGCAUCAGUCCAUCUCGGUCCCGGCCAUCAACCCCUCUUAGUCCCUCUCGAAUAAGGUCAACCAAUUUAUCCAGUCAAUCCAACAGUUCAAUUUCGGUGCUUAGUUUUAUUGCUGAUUUUAGAAAAGGAAAAAGGAGCACAACCCACAUAGAUGAUGCUCACCAAUUGCGACUUCUCUACAACCGACAUUUUCAAUGGAGAUUUGUUAAUGCAAGAGCCGAGGAUGUGCUUUCUGUACAAAACUGCAGCUGCAGAGUUCUGUUUAAUGUGUGGAAAGCUACUUUGUCUCUAUGGGAUUCAGUUAUUAGGAAGAGGAUCAAUCUCCACCAGCUGAAACUUGAGCUUAAGCUAAACUCAAUUCGAAUGAUCAAAUUGCCUACCAUAGAUGAUUGGGCUUUACUGGAGAGAGAUCACGUAAAUGCUAUUGGGGCUAUUGAAGACUUGGAGGCAAACACUCUCCGCCUUCCUGUAACUGGAAGGGCGAAGGCAGAUAUGGAACAUUUAAAGGUUGCUAUCAGCUCAGCUGUUGAUGUCAUGCAAGCAAUGGGAUCUACUAUCUGCUCCUUGUCUCUAGGGUGAGUUAAAGUUUGUGCA